UGAGUUUAUGUAGCUUUAUAUUUUUCCCAGCUAACCUCACAUUUAACGCAGAUCCUUUUAUAUGCAGGAAGCAGUGGGAUUUAAACAGAUCAUAGAAGAAAGAAAGUGCAGGUGUUUCCAUUCGUUCCUGGAUUCCUCCCUUGAAACUGAUAUUACCUAUUUUAUAGGUAGUACAAAUGACUCUGCGGAGACUGAACUUCUCUGGCUUGAAUUUGGUGACGAAGAGGGCAUCUUAAAUAGCAUUCCUUCUUGGAUUCCUCUCCAAAAGUUGCGCUAUUUAGCUGUUUCGAACGUGGAAGAAUUGUGGAGCACUUUUCAGCAACAGAUGCAGACCAAUAAGCAGGCUAGUUUCGAGUUGAGAAUACUGGUAAUUUCAGGAUCUCCCUGGUUGCAAAAUAUUCCAGAUUUAAUAGAAAAGUUCAAUCAUUUGGAAGAAUUACAUAUAGUAGAUUCCUUGGAGAAGACUGAUAUAACUUCCCUCCUACAGUCACUUCAACAACUCAGUAAUCUUAGAUUAUUAGAGCUGUAUGGGUGUGACAUCUGUUCAAGUGUGGUUUUGAAUUUGAGCAAUGAUAGUGAUUCAAAUAAUUUUGAGGCUUCUACAAACAGCUGCAUUAGUAGCCUUGAAACCAUAGAACUUAGCAAUCUUUGUAAUGUAUCCAAGUUGGUAAUUAGUGGAGAUAUGUGUCCCAGACUUCGAUCAUUGAAAGUAACUUGGAUGAAAAAUCUCAAAGAAAUGAACUUAAGGCAGCUAGAGAGGCUUAAUACUCUUCAUUUGUGGCAAUGUCCCGAAUUGGAAGUAGUAUCAGGGCUUCAAGGCAGCUGUAAACGGACGAAAUCGUUGAAAAGCCUCCAACGUCAAGACUGUCUGGAGCAUAUCGAUAUUGGUCAAUGUCAUCAGCUGGAGAGAAUAGAAGGUCUCGAAGAAGUCAGAGGAUUGAAAAGUUUGUUCAUUCAAGUGCCUCAAUAUGGAGAUCCAAGUGUGUGGAAUCUCUCUGGCCGACUGAGGGUAGGACUUACUUUCUCCCAAUGCAAUAUUGUGAAAGUGAAUUCUGUGAGCCUCCCAUCAGAGUACGCCUUUUUAAUAGGGAAGGCAGUAGCUAAAGCGAAAUGGAAUUUGAAUGUAAGCUUGUUUUCUGAAGUAAUCGACGCCCAAACAGUUGCUGAGGUAAAGAGAGGAGAGUAUGUGGUGGAAAUGACAAGCUCAACGAGUGCAAUCACUAUAUAUGUUUUGCUUAUAACGUCAUCGAACUUUACUAGACUCAAGCAUAAAAGUACCACUCAUUUUUUUCUAAAUAUUGGAGAUUGCAUGGUUACUGGUUUACUCACGGCGCAUGAUAGUAUUGUCACCCUAAAUGAUGCCAAUAUAAAGAAGGGGUUUAUGGUCACCUUCAAUAAAAUUGAAGGAGGGAAAGCCAUAAAUGCAUUGCAAAUAAUUUUUGACAGAUUAUUCAGAGAUAGUAUGGUACCAAAGUUGGCCGCUUAUGAUGUGGUAAAGCGUAAGCGAAAGUGA
Messenger RNA from Cryptomeria japonica (Japanese cedar), 1513 nucleotides. RefSeq lists its product as uncharacterized. Bases 62 to 1513 code for a protein of 483 amino acids. The record is from RefSeq and is a predicted model, not a curated record. The transcript has 3 exons. Lineage: Eukaryota; Viridiplantae; Streptophyta; Pinopsida; Cupressales; Cupressaceae.